Rotaria sp. Silwood1 is the source of this 1491-nucleotide messenger RNA. The record is from the annotation of a GenBank genome assembly. Lineage: Eukaryota; Metazoa; Rotifera; Eurotatoria; Philodinida; Philodinidae.
AUGAAACAAGAUAAUCUUUAUAUCAUUAAUUUCGAUAAUAGAACUCAUUCAUCAUCAAAAUUUUCUGUAUAUCGAGAGAAUCUAUUAAGCAAAACAAUAGUUCAAAAACAUGAUUUUUCAACUCCAACAAAUGAACGUCAAAUAGCCGUACGAAAUGCAAUGAAACAUGCUUGGAAAGCAUAUCGAACAUAUGCCUGGGGUUAUGAUGAAUUACAAACACUAUCUAAAAGUCCAUCAACAUGGUUUGGUCUUGGUUUAACUAUAAUUGAUGGAAUUGAUACAUUAUAUAUUAUGAAUAUGACUGAAGAAUAUAAUGAAGCACGUGAAUGGAUUGAAAAAUCGUUUAAUGUUGAUUCAGAUUUGGUUGAUAAAUACAAUUCAAAUUUUGAAGUAACAAUACGAAUUUUAGGUGGUCUUCUUAGUAUCUAUCAUUUAACAGCUGAUGAAAUAUUUUUAAAACGAGCUAUUGAAUUAGGUGAUCGACUUCUGUUAAAUUUCAAUACGCCAUCAGGUUUACCUUUAGCAGAAGUAAAUAUUAAACGAAAAAUGGCUAGUGCUUACGGGUGGACUUCAAAUUCAGCAACAGCUGAAGUCGGUACUGUUCAACUUGAAAUGCGAGAUUUAUCACAAGUAACUGGGGAUAGAAAAUAUGAGAAUGUAGCUGAUAAAUCAGCAACGGCACUUCAUAGUCAGCCAAAAAAAGAUGGUCUUGUACCGAUAUUUAUUAGUCCUUUAACAGGACGGUUUUCUGGUGGUGUUGUUUCAUUUGGUGCACGUGGCGAUUCAUACUAUGAAUAUCUACUUAAACAAUGGUUACAAACAGGACAAAAACGAUCUGUUUUUUGGGACGAUUGGAUUGAAUGUAUUGGUGGUGUACGAAAACAUCUUUGGCACCUAGCCUAUCCGGAAAAACUGUAUUUCGUUGGUGAACUCAUUGGCAUGUCAACUUUUUCACCUAAAAUGGACCAUUUAGCUUGUUUUCUUGCUGGUAAUAUGGUACUUGGUUGGAACUUCCAACGUGACUUAACUUAUCUUCUUGAUAUGGCAACAGAUUUAACUGAAACAUGUUAUCAAAUGUAUGCUAAACAAGCAACUGGUCUUAGCCCUGAAAUAGCUUAUUUUAAUAUUGAUUCGAAUUCGAAUGAAUCAACAAUUAUUGUUCGAGAUAAUGAUGCACAUAAUUUAUUACGUCCAGAAUUGGUUGAAUCAUUAUAUUAUAUGUAUCAUAUAACUGGUAAUGAAAUGUAUCAAGACUGGGGUUGGAAUAUUUUUCAAUCAUUUGAAAAAUAUACUCGACAGGAUGAAGGUUAUUCAUCAAUAAGUGAUGUGCGAAAUAAAGAUGAUGUUCGACCACGUAAUAAAAUGGAAAGUUAUUUUUUAGCUGAAACAUUGAAAUAUUUUUAUUUAUUAUUUAAUCCGACAAAUUUAUUUCCAUUUAAUCAAUGGUUAUUCAAUACAGAAGCACAUCCAUUACCAAUUUAUAAUAAUUAA